AUGCUCGGCGGACUGGGUCAGCUUGCCCGCCCAGACGCCGUCUCCUCACUCCGGUUCCUCUCCGAGUUUGUCACCCCUCCCUCCAACUCCUCCGCUGCAUCCAUCGUCAAUCCCUCCUCCUCCAAAGAUACUAAAAUCACCGGCACUACUACAGGAUCAACGACGACAAAGCGCCAAAAGCUGCCUCUACCAGGCGCGGGUCCCUCGCGCGUACUGGACUGUGGCGCAGGAAUUGGGCGUGUGACGAAGCAGGUGCUGAUCAAAGCCUUUGACCAUGUGGACUUGGUCGAGAACUCUGCCAUCUUUGUCAAGCAGGCUCAGGAAGAGUACUUAAAGGCUGAGAUCGAGAGUGGCAAAGUCUGUGAGGUCCGGUGCUCGGGUCUUCAGAAUGUCGAGUUCGAGGGGACUGAGUGGGAGGGGCGGUUUGAUGUUAUAUGGUGCCAGUGGGUCCUUGGCCACUUAACUGAAGACCACCUGAUAAUGUUCUUCAACAGGUGUAAGAAGGGCCUGAAGCCCGGCGGGAUGAUCUUUGUCAAGGAGAACAAUGCCAAGAUUGGGAUUGUGAUUGACGAGGAAGAUAGCAGUAUGACACGAUCGGAUACUGUCUGGAAGGAGAUGUUUGUCAAGUCUGGCCUCAAGCUCUUGAGAGAGGAGGUUCAGAAGGGGUUUCCAUCGGGGUUGUUUACAGUCAAGAUGUAUGCUCUCGAGCCCAUUCCCUGA
Molecule: messenger RNA, 720 nt
Organism: Linnemannia hyalina
Lineage: Eukaryota; Fungi; Mortierellomycota; Mortierellomycetes; Mortierellales; Mortierellaceae
Source: the annotation of a GenBank genome assembly